Messenger RNA from Argentina anserina (silverweed cinquefoil), 2037 nucleotides. RefSeq names its product diacylglycerol kinase 5-like. The coding region runs from base 370 to 1824 and encodes 484 amino acids. NCBI's taxonomy places the organism in Eukaryota, Viridiplantae, Streptophyta, Magnoliopsida, Rosales, Rosaceae. The transcript is spliced from 13 exons. Gene Ontology annotation, molecular function: ATP-dependent diacylglycerol kinase activity. The record is from RefSeq and is a predicted model, not a curated record.
AGAAACAGAAACAGAAACAGGAAGGAACGUCAGGAGUCCCCACUCGGCCACCAAUACUAUUCAAUACAAUACUUAAACAUUCCACAUUCGCUUCCUUGAUGAUUCGGAUCACGUUUUCAAUAACUUAGCCUUCAAUCUUCUCCUAUAUACUCUUUAAAAUCUCUGGCCGUCGGAGGCUUGUGAGAGCAAGUCAACCGUAAUCUCCGCCUUCCGCGUUUUCUCUGUACUUUUUGAAUCACAAAAAGCCCUUCUGAAUCUUUUAUUUGCAUAAAUCUCAUAUUUCAGAUUCUCUUCUUCUUCCUGAUCACAACAUAGCUGCCCAGAUUGGUUAAUGCGACAACCUCAAACCUCCCACAGUGUUUGUUUCAAAUGGCGAAGUCUAGUUCUGGGUCUGAGUUCUUGAAGAGUUUCAAGAUUCCCAUGUAUGUACUUGAUUCCAAUUCGAAGAGUGAUGGGGAGAAAGUUCCUGAUGUACCUGAGUGUCCAGUUUUGGUGUUCAUCAACUCCAAAAGUGGUGGUCAGCUCGGUGGCAAUCUUCUGGUGACUUAUCGUCAGCUGCUCAAUGACUGUCAGGUUUUCGAUGUGGGGGAAGAGGCUCCUGAUAAGGUGCUGCGCCAAAUUUAUGUCAAUCUAGAAACGCUCAAGCGCAAUGGGGAUGAAUUUGCUACCAAGAUUCAAGAGAAACUGAGGAUCAUUGUUGCAGGUGGUGAUGGCACAGCUGGCUGGCUUCUUGGAGUUGUUUCUGAUAUGAAAUUAGCUCAUUCGCCGCCUAUAGCAACUGUACCCUUGGGAACUGGAAACAAUCUUCCAUUUGCAUUUGGCUGGGGAAAGAAAAAUCCUGGAACAGAUACUCAUGCUGUGGAGUCCUUUUUGCGUCAAGUAAAGGGAGCCAAGGAAAUGAAGAUAGACAGCUGGCACCUUCUCAUGAGGAUGAAGAUUCCAAAAGGUGGUCCAUUGGAUCCUAUUGCACCUCUCGAGCUACCCCAUUCUCUGCAUGCUUUUGGCCGCGUCCCCGAAACAAAUGAGCUGAACAUGGAAGGCUUCCAUACAUUUCGUGGGGGAUUUUGGAACUACUUCAGUAUGGGAAUGGAUGCUGAAGUAUCAUAUGCGUUUCAUUCAGAGAGGAAAUUGCAUCCUGAAAAGUUCAAAAACCAGCUAGUUAAUCAGUCUACUUAUGCAAAGCUUGGGUGUUCACAAGGCUGGUUUUCUCCUUCCCUUGCUCAGAAUUCUGCCCGGAAUAUAGCUCAAUUUGCGAAGGUGAUGAUUAUGAAAAACCAUGGGGAUGACUGGGACGAGCUCAUCCUUCCUCCCAGCAUCAAGUCAAUUGUCUGCCUCAAUUUGCCUAGCUUUUCUGGUGGAUUUAAUCCUUGGGGAACACCGAGUAGAUGGAAGCGUAAUCAGUUCACCCCACCAUUCGUAGAUGAUGGCCAUAUAGAGGUUGUAGGUUUUACUUCUGCUUGGCACGGACUUGUAUUGCUUGCGCCAAAGGGACAUGGGACUCGUCUUGCUCAGGUCCGCCGAAUCAAAUUUCUGUUUCACAAAGGUGCAAUUGAUCAGACGUAUAUGAGAAUUGAUGGAGAACCCUGGAAGCAACCCCUUCCAUCUGAUGAUGAUACUGUGAUGGUGGAAAUAUCUCACCUUGCCCAGGUCAACAUUCUUGCUACCAAUGGGUGCAGGUCUAAAAGCAUACACAGUCCCUUAACUCCUCGGGCAGAUGAAGGAGUUAAUUCAGAUGAAGAAACUCUUGAAGAAGAGUUCAGGAAGUUUGGUGCAGCAGACACAUUCAAGCUUCCGGAAGAAAUUGAUAUUUCUCGUCUUAGUUAACCCAACUCUAAUCACGUCAUACACUUGUUUGAAAUUGAUUACUCUCUCGCUAUCUUCUUAGCGAGUUGCCGAGUUAGCUUAGUAUCAAUCAGUGAAGAUCUAUUCAUCUUAUUCUUUGGUGAAAAAAUGUUUUUAGCUGUAAAUGAUUGGAUAUGCUGUGUAUUGAAAAUACUUGUCACCUUCAUACAAGAAUUAUUUCCAUUUGGCCAUCAA